Molecule: messenger RNA, 2052 nt
Organism: Filobasidium floriforme
Lineage: Eukaryota; Fungi; Basidiomycota; Tremellomycetes; Filobasidiales; Filobasidiaceae
Product: putative T-complex protein 1 epsilon subunit
Exons: 11
Coding region: 181-1827 (548 amino acids)
Biological process (GO): protein folding
Cellular component (GO): chaperonin-containing T-complex
Molecular function (GO): ATP binding; ATP-dependent protein folding chaperone; ATP hydrolysis activity
Source: RefSeq, a predicted model, not a curated record
GCAACACAAACACUCUGAUAGCAACCCGUGACAAUAGAGGCAAUAGCAUAUAGCUCUCUUGAAAGCAUCGCACCCAAAAAGGCUCAAAUCGCCACGUCGAAACGAAAAACGGGACACGAGGGAUAGGACAAGCAAGAUCAAUCUACAUUCUUUCUCCUUGAACGCGAAUUAUCCUACAAAAUGUCUAUGAGCGAUAUCAACCCGGGGCAGGCAGUGUAUGCCACUGAUGAAAAUGGCCGGCCAUUCAUCAUCGUCCGUGAGCAAGGAAAGAAGGUCCGAACUCAUGGUCUGGAGGCUAUCCGAAGUCACAUCCUGGCUGCCCGAUCAGUCACCAACAUCAUCAAAUCCUCCCUCGGACCACGAGGACUGGACAAGAUCCUCAUCUCCCCCGACGGCGAUAUCACCGUGACCAACGACGGAGCGACGAUCCUCGGUCAGAUGGAGGUCGAGCACCAGAUCGCCAAGUUGUUGGUAGAGGUCAGUAAAAGUCAGGACGAUGAGAUUGGGGAUGGGACUACUGGUGUUGUCGUCUUGGCGGGAGCUCUGUUGUCCUCGGCAUUGUCGUUACUGGACCGAGGCAUCCACCCUAUCAGGAUCGCCGAUGGGUACGAAAAGGCAUGCGAGGUCGCCAUCGCCGAGUUGGACCGGGUAGCAGACACGAUCGAGUUCUCAAAAGACAACACGGAAAACUUGUUGAAGACCUCGAUGACCAGUUUGGGAAGCAAGAUCGUCUCGAUCGCUCACGAAAAGUUCGCCCAGAUCGCCGUCGACGCCGUCCUCUCGGUAGCCGACCUCGAACGUCGGGACGUCGAUUUCGAGCUGAUCAAGGUCGACGGCAAGGUCGGAGGUUCCCUCGAAGACACGACGCUGGUCAAGGGUGUCGUCGUCGACAAGGAUAUGUCUCACCCGCAGAUGCCUUCCUCGGUCAAGGACGCCAAGUUGGCCAUCUUGACGUGUCCGUUCGAGCCUCCCAGGCCCAAGACCAAGCACAAGUUGGAUAUCGAGAGCGUGGAAGAGUACAAGAAGCUGCGAGAGUAUGAGAGGGAAAAGUUCUUGGACAUGAUCAAGAUGGUCAAGGACACCGGUGCCAACCUGGUCAUCUGUCAAUGGGGUUUCGACGACGAAGCCAACCACUUGUUGAUGCAAAACGACCUUCCCGCCGUCCGAUGGGUCGGUGGACCAGAGAUCGAGCUCAUCGCGAUCGCGACCAACGGGAGGAUCGUUCCUCGAUUCGAGGACUUGACGGCGGACAAGUUGGGUAAAGCGGGGAUCGUCAGGGAGGUCUCGUUUGGGACGACGAGGGAGAAGAUGUUGGUCAUCGAAGAAUGUGCGAACACGAGGGCUGUUACCAUCUUUGUCCGGGGAAGCAACAAGAUGAUCAUCGACGAGGCCAAACGAGCUCUGCACGACGCCAUCUGCGUCGUCAGAAACCUCGUCCGUGACAACCGGGUCGUCUACGGAGGAGGCGCGGCCGAGAUCUGCGCCUCGAUCGCCGUCGCCAAGAAGGCCGACGAGAUCCCGUCGAUCGAGCAGUACGCGAUGAGGGCGUUCGCUCAGGCUCUGGACGCUGUCCCGCUCGCGCUCGCCGAGAACUCGGGGUUGAGCCCGAUUGAUACUCUGGCGGAUGUCAAGAGUAGGCAGGUCACCGAGCAGAACCCGAGAUUGGGUAUCGAUUGUAUGGGACGAGGAGAGAACGACAUGAAGAAGCAACACGUAUACGACCCGCUCAUCUCGAAACGUCAACAGUUCCUGCUCGCGACCCAGGUCGUCAGGAUGAUCUUGCGUGUAGACGACGUGAUCGACGCUUCCGCCUUUGCCGCCGAGUAGACUUAGGGGUCUCUUUCGCUCUAGAGAGGAUGUCUGGGGGGAGGGCAGAUCUUGUGUGUUUUGUGGAACCUACAUGACGAACAAUGUAACGACGACGAGAUUGGCAUUGGCAUGGGCAUCAUGGACCAAGUUGUCGAGGUUGUUGUGUGAACGGUGACCAAUUCGAUUCGAUCCGCGUGACUCAGCAAAGUUGGCGUGAGCAAAAAGUCGAGAGCGGGUUGAGGG